ACCCAUUUGAUAGGGUUAAGGAAGUUCAUAUAAACAACGAAGAAGAAUUUGUCAACAAGGUCUUGGGUAGACUGGCUGAAAAAAUGGGGGCUCGGUGGGAUUAAAUAUCCAGUGGGUGCGGAAUCACACGGAUGUUAACGUUGUUAGAGUUGAUUUGCCUGUGCUCACAUGUCGUGAGAUCUAAAUCUCACGGGUUGCCGUGCGCUUCAACCGGUCAAUAUGACUGACUACAGUAUGUGCUAUAUAGCAGGCGUGAAAUGAGAAUCGUUACAGUCGACGUAUUUAAUGUCGCCACCUCCUAGUUCUUACCUCUUACCGUCGCAGCCCCCAAGCCGAUCGACAACUUAAAGAUCUACAAGUUUUUAAGCAUCCAUCUCAUUGUUUUCACUUCAGCUAGACUGGCAUGUAUGACACCUAUGGACACAGAGGGAGACCUUCCUUUCCGUCCCAGGACUGGCAAGGCAGCAGCCACCCCUCUGCUUCCUGAGGUGGAGGCGUAUCUCCAGCUUCUCCUGAUGGUUUAUCUCACCAACAACAAGUGCUACAAUGAGCAGGAGAGACGUGAGAGGGAGCAGAAAGAUUUGGAAGUUUGGAGGAUGAUGAUGAAGAUGAAGACAGUUUCCCACAAUCUGCAGCAGCUUCUACCCUACUUUUUCUGAUUUCUUUAUUCACAUGUCUUGUCUACCCCCUUUUUGGGUAUGGAUGGUUGGGACAUGUCCCUUGCAGUAUUGUGGGAAUAGCGUCUGUGUUUACGAGGUUGGGUGCUGAUAUGGUCCCUACCAAUGUUGAAACCAAACCUACACCCAAAGGGGCAGAGGAUUGCCCAGGGCACCAUACAAGCUAGAACGGCCACUUGCUGUCGGAAGAACUACAGUGUAAGCCUACUGCCCAGACGGCCCCUACUCCUGACACACAAGCUGCCUUGUUGUCUUUCUGUAAUUUGUAAGUACAUAUGGUUGUUAUGUAUCUGUGUCUGGCAAUUUAGUAAUAACAACACUGCCUAAUGUUACAAUAAUCAUCACACAUAAAUCCAGGACUAAAGUAAACUUUACUUCAGUUAAAUUCUGUACUCAGAGGAAUAUAGAAUUCACUGGCACCCUGCAAUAAACUGUUUUCAUGUUUACUUUUCAUUUCCAAUUCAUAAUUAAUAAUUAUUUUGAAUUAAAAGUAACAUAGAAAGUCAUUUUCAUAUGUAACUGCUACACAACAGUCUAUUGAAUGUAUUCUAGUGCCAUUACAUCCAUUGUUGUGCAAUUGUACAGUUUAGUAAAUAUCAAA
Molecule: messenger RNA, 1278 nt
Organism: Paramormyrops kingsleyae
Lineage: Eukaryota; Metazoa; Chordata; Actinopteri; Osteoglossiformes; Mormyridae
Source: RefSeq, a predicted model, not a curated record